Oncorhynchus mykiss (rainbow trout) is the source of this 3974-nucleotide messenger RNA. Its product is annotated as RAS guanyl-releasing protein 2. Gene Ontology annotation, cellular component: plasma membrane. Gene Ontology annotation, biological process: Ras protein signal transduction. Lineage: Eukaryota; Metazoa; Chordata; Actinopteri; Salmoniformes; Salmonidae. Gene Ontology annotation, molecular function: guanyl-nucleotide exchange factor activity; calcium ion binding. The record is from RefSeq and is a predicted model, not a curated record.
GACAGUGGAUUGAGCUAAACCAUUGCAUUGUGAACCACAUAGCAGAGCACACGUGAGUUAGUACGGCUCUAGCGAUCAACAGAAAUGACGGUAGCCUAAGCCGCAACAGGCAUCUAUUUUAACUUGGUGCUAAGUGCAGGCGGUAGUUCGUUGCACGGGCAGAAAUGUGCAUUUGGGACCUGUAGCAUCAACUCCAACGGAUCGCCUUUCUGAAACUUAUGACUUCAUUUUUUGCAUAAUUUUUUGCGUCUUUUUCCAAGGACUUGCAAGUGCAUGCAUGGGCUUUAUCGUUUGGUUUAGGGGCUACCAAAAAGGCUAUACCCUAACAGUUAGAUCAUCGGAACAGCCAGCCUACAUGGUCUGGUAAUUUGUUUAUGAAAGGUAUCCUGGCACACAGUCUGGUGCCAGACUGACAUUAUUGACUGGGCAGACAUUUCAUGUGAUGGGACUCUCCAAACUCUGAAGAUCACGGGGAUCGGGGCCUAUUCCUGAGGAAGCAGUAUAUCUUUUGUGUCGGGCUCGUCAGAUUCAUGGAUUCUGCUAGUUCGUGGAGUGCAUCUAAAUUGGGAAGAGAGGGUAGAGGACAAAGAACACUGGGAAACCAGAGGAAGAGAGGAGGAGGAGAAAAAUGGAGGCCAUAUCUUUAGAUCAAUCUGCGACGGUGGAUGAGCUGGUGGAAGCAUGCAUCCAAGCCUUUGAUGAGACGGGCACUUUGAAGGACCCCUCCCUAGUGCGUAUGUUUCUUAUGAUGCACCCUUGGUACCUUCCCUCCACCGACAUGGCAAAGAAACUACUGCUCAAAUCACAGGAGGACAGCUGCACUGCUGAGCUCAGGACAAGAAUCUGCCACUUGGUGAAGUACUGGAUCAGUGAGUUCCCAGCGGAGUUCAAUCUAAACCCAGAGCUGGCAGAGCAGAUCAAAGACCUCAAGGACCUCUUGACCACUGAGGGGAACGAGCGCCAGAGUCAGCUCAUCGACAUUGACAGCGUGCCGUCAUACAAGUGGAAGCGUCAGGUGACCCAGAGGCAGCCAUCCAUGUCUAAGAAGAGGAAGAUGUCUCUGCUGUUUGACCACCUGGACUCCAGCGAGCUUGCCACACACCUCACCUACCUGGAGUACAAGUCCUUCUGCAAGAUACUGUUCCAGGACUACCACAGCUUUGUGAUGCAUGGCUGCACGGUAGACAACCCCAUCCUGGAGCGCUUCAUCACCCUCUUCAACAGUGUGUCUCAGUGGAUCCAGCUGAUGGUGCUCAGCAAGCCCACCGCCCCCCAGAGGGCUGCAGUCAUCUCCCACUUCAUCAGGGUGGCUCAGAAACUGCUCCAGCUUCAGAACUUCAACACUCUGAUGGCCGUGGUGGGGGGGCUCAGUAACAGCUCUAUAUCUCGCCUCAAAGACACCCAAUCACACAUCAGCAACGAGACCAACAAGGUGUUCAACAGCCUGAUCGAACUGGUGACGUCGUGCGGCAACUACAGCCAGUACCGGCGUCGCUUCUCCGACUGCACAGGCUUCCGUUUUCCUAUCCUGGGCGUGCACCUCAAGGACCUGAUCGCCGUGCACGUGGCGCUGUCCGACUGGGCCGACCCGGGCAAGAGCAGGGUCAACCUGGCCAAGAGCCAACAGCUGUAUGUUAUCCUCCAGGAGUUGGCUCUGAUCCAGACCACGCCACCCAGCAUCGAUGCCAACACAGACCUACUUAACCUACUUACGGUGUCUCUGGACCAGUACCACACAGAAGAGGAGAUCUACCAGCUGUCUCUACAGAAAGAGCCACGCAGUGCUAAACCGGCGAACUCCGGCUCCUCCCCUGCGCCUGCCCCCCAGCCAUCGAUGAUUGACGAGUGGGCUGCGUCGGUGAAGCCCAAAGCCGACCCUGCGGUCAUCAACAAACACAUAGAGAAGAUGGUGGAUUCUGUCUUCAAGAACUUUGACACUGACGGGGACGGUCACAUCUCCAGGGAGGAGUUUGAGAUCAUCAGGAACAACUUCCCCUAUCUCAGCAAGUUUGGAGAACUGGACAAAAACCAAGAUGGGCAGAUCAGCCGGGAAGAGAUGAUCGACUACUUCAUGAAGGCCAGCUCUCUGCUCAACUGUAAGAUGGGCUUCAUCCAUACCUUCACAGAGACCACCUAUGUCAAACCCACCUUCUGUGAACACUGCGCUGGCUUUAUAUGGGGCUUCUACAAACAGGGAUACAAGUGUAAAGCGUGUGGAAUUAAUUGUCACAAGGCGUGUCGAGGUCGUCUGGCUGUGGAGUGUCGUAAACGGACCAAGAGCAUCAGCCAUGAGCAUGCCCCCUCCCUUCAGGCUCGCUCCUACAGCUUCCCGCCCCUGGCCAACACCCCACCAAGCCUACAGAACACAGUGAUUGUAGAGGAAGAUCUCCAGGCAGUGGAGGAAGGUGUGUUUGAUGUCCAUCUAUAACCAGAUGAUUACCAAUAGGCAGGCCUGGCCUGAUAUGUCCCUUCAGAAGUCCUACGUACUCUGGCAUUCAUACAGCCAAACACUGCCAGGAGGAAACAACAGUGGUCGGGAGCCAGAAGCCUGCUGGGGUCUGCUCAGCAGGGUACAACGUUACAUAACGCAGAUAUAAAUGUAUCAUCUAGUACAGAUUAUGAUUGUCUGUCGUGUAAAAGAGGGAAUCGUUUCAGCUCUAUCCAUUCCAUUUCUAUCUGCAACAUUCAGACUGCCAUUAGGUAGAACAGAUAUGAUUGUCUGUCGUCUAAAAGAGGGAAUCGUUUCAGCUCUAUCCAUUCCAUUUCUAUCUGCAACAUUCAGACUGCCAUUAGGUAGAACAGAUAUGAUUGUCGGUUGUGUAGAAGAGAGAACAUUGUCCACUUUAUUCAAGACAUGUCACUCACACACAGAGCGAGAGAGAGAUGCCGCCACAUAGUGGAAAAAUACUGCAAAUGCAUACCUUACAUUUACUCAAGAUUUCAACUCCCCCAAUAUAAGUGAAUUUGUACAAAAUGUCUUUCUGUGUUAAAUCUAUAUUUUAAAAUCUGCAUGUAGGCCCAUGUUUUCAUAUCUCUUACCUAGUUUACUUAACACUGAAUAUAGAAAAUAAAAUCACAUUGUGUUUAGUGUAAUGUUAUUACCUUCGAGUCUAAGUGGUAUGUUUUAGCUAUGCAUUUAGCUAUAUGUUGUUAUUAUUAUGUCUAUAUUAAUAACCUAAACGAUGUCUCUCCAAAAUAUAAGAGGUGCUGUUAUUGCCAAAAUAGAAUCCAUAGGCUACAUGCCACCUGGACUUCCAACUGCUUUCUCUGGGGAGUGAAGCUUCGCUUUGUCUGAGUAGCUUGUUUCUUUGUAAAUGUAAUGGGAGAAACUUUAAAACACACGGUGUGUUCGAUGUCAGAGAUGAAACGUUUCGGCUCCAGAACGACUGCUGCUUUCGUGGAUUGGUUAUCAAACCGCUAUCUAGCACAACAACAGCAACAACUCAAAUGGACUGUGGAACGUACAUCCUGCAUUUGAAUAGCAUUUGAAUGCUGUUGUGUUUUUUGCCCUCCUGUUUACCUGAAUAUCAAUGCUUUUCCUAUGGUAAUUUGACUGUGGUGUGUAUGCACGGUAUACUGUUGUAAUACUGUUAUGUUUCAGUGCAUCCACACACGACCUUUCCUCUCAGUAACUUUCAGUGUAGCUUGAAACGGUGAAUGUUAUAUAUUGUCCUGAGAAUUGACAUCUGUUUGAACGUCUAUUUUAAUACGAGACAUGUAAGUCCAUUGUCUUAUCAAGCAUGCUUCAAGGGGAUCCACAUUUGCCAAAAUGUCUGUUAAGUGUAUUUUUAAUGUCGCAUGUAUAUAUAUAUUUUUUAAUGGCAACAUGAAAUCCUGUAGGCGAGAGACUCUCCUCAACGUAUUAGUUUUGGGGUCUGUAUCCUCUGAGGGAUAGUCCCACAAUGUUAGCUGUUUGUGUAUCUUUGAAUGAAGUUAUUCCUCUGGCUUUCAUUAAUACAGUACAGUAUAUCCUG